CCUGGGCCCGGAGGGGGUGGUCCCGGCGGGGGGCACGGCGGGGGGCAUGGCGGAGGCCACGGGGGGCACGGCGGAGGGCCAGGAGGGUGGGGCGGGCCACACCACGGGCCGGGAGGACCACCGCUAGGCUUGUGCUGCUGCUGCGGUCCCAUCCACGAUCUGUGCUUCUGCCUGCGACGCACCUUCUGUUGCAUCUUCACGUGUGGGCUGGCGGAGUGUUUCUGCCCCCCCCGCCCCCCGGGGGGGCCGCACGGCCAGCCGCUGAUUUGAUUGGAGAGCUGAGCCAAGAAAUUGGUUCGAGAAUCAUCGUCAGCCGCCAACAGCUCGUCGAUGGCUCUUCCUGCUGCCAACGCGUCCGCAGACGAAGCCGCAGGAGCUGCGGCAAGCAGUACCACUACCACUGGUCUGUGGCGAGGCGACCUCGGUACCUCCACGCGCAAUGGUUGUGUGUGUGGGCUCACACCUCGCCCGUUUGAGUUUUUCGUCCUGUCCCAUCGCGCCUCCGGAUGUGGCAAAAGAAGGGCGAGAAAAGAAAAUGGACCGAAUGCUUCCCACGCCGGCCCCGGUCCCCCUCCCACAAACGUCGCUCGUCUUCGGCCACGGCAACCAGCAGGGAUAGAUAGCCGUUGGUCAUUGCUCAUUCCGUGUUUUGUUUAGUUUUUUGUGCGAGGCGUUGUUGGUUGAGUCAGGCUAGCGGCAUGUCCAAAUUCCACGAGAGGCAGGUAUGAAGUAGCUUGCUGUCUGCUGGGAUGCGAUUUUUUGGAAACGUGUUUAGGCUUUGAAAGAAGAAGACUGAAGAGAAGGUGAAACGUCGUGCUUUUUCAUGAGUUCAUGGCUGAUGGGAGAGGUGCUUCAAGGGGGGCAUGGGGGCUGCGCGGUCGUCGCCCCCCCC
Ectocarpus siliculosus is the source of this 892-nucleotide messenger RNA. The record is from the annotation of a GenBank genome assembly. Lineage: Eukaryota; Phaeophyceae; Ectocarpales; Ectocarpaceae.